AUGAAUAACUUUUCGAUCUGGGAGCAGCUGCCGGCUGAGGGCCCAUCAGCGUUUUGUGGCCAGACGCCCAAUACUCAGGCCGACUUUUACAUUAUUAGGGGAUAUUUCCGCACGUAUAUGAUCCCCGAGACCAUCGACAUAUCCAUAGUGUGGCACCAUGCGCCCCCUGGAUAUGUUUACAACGACAAACGCGCGGGCAUAAUCGCCGGCAUGACUGUGGUCAUGCUGAUUAUGAUUGGCAUAACUACGGCGAGGUUACUCGCCAGGAUACUAGGAAAGAAUACCGUUUUUGGGUUAGACGACUAUGUCAUAAUUCCUGCCGCGGCGCUCGCCAUAGCCUAUCCUGUGUUGCAGAUCCUGGGGGUCGUCAAGGGCGGCGCCGGGCGGCACUCUUGGGACAAUACGUACGAGGACCUCUACAACUUCUACUACUACCUGGACACCUGCACCAAGCUGUAUUAUGCCGACGUGGCCCUCGUCAAGAUCUCGAUCGCGCUCUUUGUGCGCCGCCUUGCCAACCACGCCUCUCGGGGAUGGCGCAUGGCCACAGACGUCUUCCUCGUCACCGUCGUCGGCCACCUCGUGGCGUGCCUCCUGGCCAACAUCUUGCUGUGCGACCCGCCGCGCGCCGGCUGGGACUUGAAGUUUGCCGGGCGGCUCGAAACGGCGGCCCGCUGCGAGUGGUGGACCACGAGGUUCAAGAUCCUGCACUCGAUCCACGUCGCCCAGAGCAUGAUGCUGCUCAUGACGCCCGUCGUCAUUCUGUGGAAGGUGCAGAUGGACACGGCCAAGAAGAUCCGGCUGUUCGUCAUCUGGGUGGUCGGCGCCACGUCCGUCCUGGGCGGUCUGAUACAGCUGCUGCUCGGCGCCAUGGGCGACGACGACGACGUCUUCAUGGCCUACACCACGAUCCUGCAGUGGACCGUGCUCGACCUGUCCAUGGGCGUGGUCGUCGCGUCACUGCCAGUACUGGACACGGUGCUCAUCGGCGGCUGGCGCCGGGCCACGUCAAGGAUCGCCAGGCUGAGAGGCAAGUUCAAAGACUCGAGCUCCAACCUCGAGACCGGGGGCCGGGGCUCCAGCAGCAGCACCCCAGGCGGCGCAGGUAGCCAGGACCGAACGCUUCUCGGCGGCGGCGGCGGCCGUGGCGGCGGCGAUAGCAGCCCCACUUCUCGGCACAGGUUGAGCAGUAUCCCAGAUCAAUUUGAGCCGAUCGAGGCUGUACUGCUCCCGAUUGAUGCGGCCAGGCUCGGGACGGACAAGGAGUGCGCCUCAUACGAGAUGCCAAACUUGUCCCCCAGAGAAACGGCCGAUACCGGGGUAGAACUGGGAGAAACCCCAAACAAAGAAAAAUAA
Molecule: messenger RNA, 1356 nt
Organism: Pyricularia grisea
Lineage: Eukaryota; Fungi; Ascomycota; Sordariomycetes; Magnaporthales; Pyriculariaceae
Exons: 2
Coding region: 1-1356 (451 amino acids)
Source: RefSeq, a predicted model, not a curated record